This is a messenger RNA of Prunus persica (peach), 1337 nucleotides long. RefSeq lists its product as uncharacterized. The transcript has 2 exons. The coding region runs from base 454 to 1029 and encodes 191 amino acids. The record is from RefSeq and is a predicted model, not a curated record. NCBI's taxonomy places the organism in Eukaryota, Viridiplantae, Streptophyta, Magnoliopsida, Rosales, Rosaceae.
UAACAUGAUUAAUAAUUCAGAUACACAAUUUUACAAUAUCUGUAAACAUUUAACUUACUGACACUACCGAUAAAACAUUUCUCCGAGCUUUUAUAAACCCAUUUAUGGGCAAGAAUUUUGUCAAUCACGUAGUCAUGACUAUUUUUCUUGAACGUCUGCGUCAACUUUAUAGGUUAAGGACAUUGAUGUUUUGAAAAAGAAAAAAAAAAUUGAAACAAACCCCACCCUUUCUCCAUGUCUUUCAUCUCUCUCACACCCACCCAAAAUCUCAAAAAAACUUUAAAACCAACCCCAAAAUAAAGGCAACAAAAGCAAAGCAUCUUCCUUUUGGGCCCUUCCCUCUUCUUUCCUUCUCUCCCCCAAGAACCAACAUAAAACCCUGCAAGCAACAACUGAGCAACAAAAUAAAAGGAAAUUCAUAAACCCAACAAGCAACAUUACAAUUUCAAAGCCAUGGAAGAAUCUGAUGGCUACCCAAAAGAGUGUUACACCCAAGACGGCCGGAGAGUGAUGUCAUCUUCAUCCACCACAAGCGUCCACGUCACGGCUCUAGACGGCCUGGUCAACGUCAACUCACUAUUCACCAUCGCAGUCUUCGUGGGUCUGUCUCUGACAACACCAGGACAGAGAAGCCUCGAGGGCAAGACAGCCUGCGACGCCGGAACCGGCGUAGCCAAGAAGCUCCUGGUCUUUGAGGUUGUCUCCUUCAGCUUCUUCCUCUUCUCUUCUCUGGUGGCGCAGGGCCUCAAGCUGGCAAUCAACUUGCUCAACAGCAAGGAUGUCGACGAGGCCUUCCGGGCCCACAUCAAUCUCAAAGUCUUGAGAUUUGGGAUGAUGGGUUCGGCCUUCGGGUCGGUGAUGGGCUGUGUGUUUUUGGUGCUGUCAAUGGUGGAUGUGAUUCAGAUCAGGUUGGGGAUGUUAUCUUGUGGAAGCAAAUCUGCUGUGCAUUCUGUUGCGGCUCUUGUCGUUUUGGUUUCCACGGCUCUUUUGGUCUAUAUUUCGACUGCUGUUUAUGCUUUUCUUCAUUAGCUGAAGCCCAAUUAUAUAUAUAUGUUUCUUGUUCAGUAUCAUAUUUUGUAUAAUUGUCUCUCUGGGUUUUGUCAAUUGGUCUUUGUUUUGUCUCAUUUUGUUUACAAGAGACGGUUUUGACUGGCCUUUGUUUGAAACCUCUGUUUUGGUUGGAAGAGAAAUCUGCAAAAGAUGGUAUCUUUUAGCUGCUUCUUUUGAGUACUCAGCUGAUUAAUGUUGGUUGGAUAUCUGGGUUAUGGUCGGUUUCUAGAAUUGCUUUGUUAAUGUUGGCUGGCAGAAGCUGCAAUUUCACUCAAAUUAGCUGCUGA